AGUCAGCGUUCCUCGGGCCCUCGGCGCCACGAGCUGUCCGGGCACGCAGCCCCUAGCGGCGCGUCACUGCCAAGCCGGCCUCCGCGCGCCUCCCUCCUUCCUUCUCCCUGGCUGUACGCGAUCCAGCUUGGGUAGGCGGGGAAGCAGCUGGAGUGCGACCGCCGCGGCAGCUACCCUGCAGCCGCCAGUCGGAGGUGCAGUCCGUAGGCCCUGGCCCCCGGGUGGGCCCUUGGGGAGUCGGCGCCGCUCCCGGGGAGCUGCAAGGCUCGCCCCUGCCCGGCGUGGAGGGCGCGGGGGGCGCGGAGAAAGUGAAGAGAGGAAAUUGGAAAUUAGUGAGUGGACCUUCUGAUACUGCUCCUCCUUGAGUGGAAAAGGGGAAAGAAUUGCAUGCAUAUUAUUCAGCGUCCUGUAUUCAAAGGAUAUUCUUGGUGAUCUUGGAAGUGUCCAUAUCAUGGAAUCAAUCUCUAUGAUGGGAAGCCCUAAGAGCCUUAGUGAAACUUUUUUACCUAAUGGCAUAAAUGGUAUCAAAGAUGCAAGGAAGGUCACUGUAGGUGUGAUUGGAAGUGGAGAUUUUGCCAAAUCCUUGACCAUUCGACUUAUCAGAUGUGGCUAUCAUGUGGUCAUAGGAAGUAGAAAUCCUAAGUUUGCUUCUGAAUUUUUUCCUCAUGUGGUAGAUGUCACUCAUCAUGAAGAUGCUCUCACAAAAACAAAUAUAAUAUUUGUUGCUAUACACAGAGAACAUUAUACCUCCCUGUGGGACCUGAGACAUCUGCUUGUGGGUAAAAUCCUGAUUGAUGUGAGCAAUAACAUGAGGAUAAACCAGUACCCAGAAUCCAAUGCUGAAUAUUUGGCUUCAUUAUUCCCAGAUUCUUUGAUUGUCAAAGGAUUUAAUGUUAUCUCAGCUUGGGCACUUCAGUUAGGACCUAAGGAUGCCAGCCGGCAGGUUUAUAUAUGCAGCAACAAUAUUCAAGCCCGACAACAGGUUAUCGAACUUGCCCGCCAGUUGAAUUUCAUUCCCAUUGACUUGGGAUCCUUAUCAUCAGCCAGAGAGAUUGAAAAUUUACCCCUACGACUCUUUACUCUCUGGAGAGGGCCAGUGGUGGUAGCUAUAAGCUUGGCCACAUUUUUUUUCCUUUAUUCCUUUGUCAGAGAUGUGAUUCAUCCAUAUGCUAGAAACCAACAGAGUGACUUUUACAAAAUUCCUAUAGAGAUUGUGAAUAAAACCUUACCUAUAGUUGCCAUUACUUUGCUCUCCCUGGUAUACCUCGCAGGUCUUCUGGCAGCUGCUUAUCAACUUUAUUACGGCACCAAGUAUAGGAGAUUUCCGCCUUGGUUGGAAACCUGGUUACAGUGUAGAAAACAGCUCGGAUUACUAAGUUUUUUCUUCGCUGUGGUCCAUGUUGCCUACAGCCUCUGCUUACCGAUGAGAAGGUCAGAGAGAUAUUUGUUUCUCAACAUGGCUUAUCAGCAGGUUCAUGCAAAUAUUGAAAACUCUUGGAAUGAGGAAGAAGUUUGGAGAAUUGAAAUGUAUAUCUCCUUUGGCAUAAUGAGCCUUGGCUUGCUUUCCCUCCUGGCAGUCACUUCUAUCCCUUCAGUGAGCAAUGCUUUAAACUGGAGAGAAUUCAGUUUUAUUCAGUCUACGCUUGGAUAUGUCGCUCUGCUCAUAAGUACUUUCCAUGUUUUAAUUUAUGGAUGGAAACGAGCUUUUGAAGAAGAGUACUACAGAUUUUAUACACCACCGAACUUUGUUCUUGCUCUUGUUUUGCCCUCAAUUGUAAUUCUGGGUAAGAUCAUUUUAUUCCUUCCAUGUAUAAGCCGAAAGCUAAAACGAAUUAAAAAAGGCUGGGAAAAGAGCCAAUUUCUGGAAGAAGGUAUUGGAGGAACAAUUCCUCAUGUCUCCCCGGAGAGGGUCACAGUAAUGUGAUGAUAAAUGGUGUUCACAGCUGCCGUAUAAAGUUCUACUCAUGCCAUUAUUUUUAUGACUUCUGCGUUCAGUUACAAGUAUGCUGUCAAAUUAUCGUGGGUUGAAACUUGUUAAAUGAGAUUUCAACUGAAUUAGUGAUAGAGUUUUCUUCAAGUUAAUUUUCACAAAUGUCAUGUUUGCCAAUAUGAAUUUUUCUAGUCAACAUAUUGUAAUUUAGGUAUGUUUUGUUUUGUUUUGCACUACUAUAACCCUGUUGUUACUUUAUAUUUCAUAAUCAGGCAAAAAUACUUACAGUUAAUAAUAUAGAUAAAAUGUUAAAAACAAUUUGCAAACCAGCAGAAUUUUAAGGUUUUAAAAUAAUUCAAUGGAUAUACAUUUUUUUCUGAAGAUUAAGAUUUUAAUUAUCAUUCAACUUAAAAAGUAGAAAUGCAUUAUUAUACAUUUUUUUUAAGAAAGGACACAUUAUGUUAGCAUCUAGGUAAGGCUGCAUGACAGCAUUCCUAUAUUUCUCUCAUAAAAUAGGAUUUGAAGGAUGAAAUUAAUUGUAUGAAGCAAUGUGAUUAUAUGAAGAGACACAAAUUAAAAAGACAAAUUAAACCUGAAAUUAUAUUUAAAAUAUAUUCGAGACAUGAAAUACAUACUGAUAAUACAUACCUCAUGAAAGAUUUUAUUCUUUAUUGUGUUACAGAGCGGUUUCAUUUUCAUAUUAAUAUACUGAUCAGGAAGAGGAUUCAGAAACAUUUGGCCUCCAAAACUGCUAUCUCUAAUACGGUACCAAUCCUAGGAAUUGUAUAAUAGUUCCUACUUAGAACAAAAGUAUCAAGUUUGCACACAAGUAAUCUGUCAGCUGACCUUUGUCGCACCUUAACCAGUCACCACUUGCUAUGGUAUAGGAUUAUACUGAUGUUCUUUGAGGGAUUCUGAUGUGCUAGGCAUGGUUCUAAGUACUUUACUUGUAUUAUCCCAUUUAAUACUUAGAACAACCCCGUGAGAUAAGUAGUUAUUAUCCUCAUUUUACACAUGAGGGACUGAAGGAUAGAAAAGUUAUUUUUCAAAGGUCAUGCAGUUAAUAAAUGGCAGAGUGAGCAUUCAAGUCCAGGUAGUCAUAUUCCAGAGGCCACCAUUUUAACCACUAGGCUCUAGAGCUCCUGCUGCACCCCUAUGCAUUAUGUUCACAAUGCCAAUCUAGAUGCUUCCUCUUUUGUAUAAAGUCACUGACAUUCUUUAGAGUGGGUUGGGUGCAUCCAAAAAAUGUAUAAAAAUAUUAUUAUAAUAAACUUAUUACUGCUUGUAGGGUAAUUCACAGUUACCCUAUUCUUGCUUGCAACACGAGCCUGGAGACCCAUGGCAGUCCAUAUGCCUCCCUAUGCAGUGAAGGGCCCUAGCAGUGUUAACAAAUUGCUGAGAUCCCAUGGAGUCUUUCAAAAAUCUCUGUAGAGUUGGUCUUCUCCUUUUCUCUUCCUGAGAAGUUCUCCUGCCUGCAUAACCAUUCAUUAGGGAGCACUUUACAAGCAUGAAGGAUAUUAGGGUAAGUGGCUAAUUAUAAAUCUACUCUAGAGACAUAUAAUCAUACAGAUUAUUCAUAAAAUUUUUCAGUGCUGUCCUUCCACAUUUAAUUGCAUUUUGCUCAAACUGUAGAAUGCCCUACAUUCCCCCCACCCCAAUUUGCUAUUUCCUUAUUAAAAUAGAAAAUUAUAGGCAAGAUACAAUUAUAUGCGUUCCUCUUCCUGAAAUUAUAACAUUUCUAAACUUACCCACAUAGGUACUACUGAAUCCAACUGCCAACAAUAAAAAGACUUUUAUUUAGUAGAGGCUACCUUUCCCACCAGUGACUCUUUUUCUACAACUGCAUUGUCAGUUUGGUAAUUCACUCAUGAUUUUCUAAUGUUCUCCUCUUGGUGAAUUUUAUUAUCUUGUACCCUCUUUUUUUUUUCUUUUUAAGACAGAGUCUUGCUCUGUCACCCAGGCUGGAGUGCAGUGGCACGAUCUCGGCUCACUGCAAGCUCUGCCUCCCGGGUUCACGCCAUUCUCCUGCCUCAGCCUCCCGAGUAGCUGGGACUACAGGCGCCCACCACCAUGCCCGGCUGAUUUCUUUUUGUAUUUUUAGUAGAGACGGGGUUUCACCGUGUUAGCCAGGAUGGUCUCGAUCUCCUGACCUUGUGCUCCGCCCGCCUCGGCCUCCCAAAGUGCUGGGAUUACAGGUGUGAGCUACCGCGCCCGGCCUGUUAUCUUGUACUUUCUAACUGAGCCCUCUAUUUUCUUUAUUUUAAUUAUAUUUCUCCCCACUUGAGAAUCACUUGUUAGUUCUUGGUAGGAAUUCAGUUGGGCAAUGAUAACUUUUAUGGGCAAAAACAUUCUGUUAUAGUGAACUAAUGAAAAUAACAGCAUAUUUUCAAUAUUUUCUUAUUCCUUAAAUUUCACUCUUUUAACACUAUGCUUAACCACUUAAUGUGAAAAUGAAAUGAAAUAUUCCUAAAAGUUAAAUGACUAUUAAAGCAUAUAUUGUUGCAUGUAUAUAUUAAGUAGCCAAUACUCUAAAUAAAAAUACCACUGUUACAGAUAAAUGGGGCCUUUAAAAAUAUGAAAAACAAACUUUUGUGAAAAUGUAUAAAAGAUGCAUCUGUUGUUUCAAAUGGCACUAUCUAGUUUUCAGUACUACAAAAACAGAAUAAUUUUGAAGUUUUAGAAUAAAUGUAAUAUAUUUACUAUAAUUCUAAAUGUUUAAAUGCUUUUCUAAAAAUGCAAAACUAUGAUGUUUAGUUGCUUUAUUUUACUUCUAUGUGAUUAUUUUUCUUAAUUGUUAUUUUUUAUAAUCAUUAUUUUUCUGAACCAUUCUUCUGGCCUCAGAAGUAGGACUGAAUUCUACUAUUGCUAGAUGUGAGAAAGUGGUGGUGAGAACCUUAGAGCAGUGGAGAUUUGCUACCUGGUCUGUGUUUUGAGAAGUGCCCCUUAGAAAAUUAAAAGAAUGUAGAAAAGAUACUCAGUCUUAAUCCUAUGCAAAAAAGAAAAUCAAAUAAUUGUUUUCCUAUGAGGAAAAUAACCAUGAGCUGUAUCAUGCUACUUAGCUUUUAUGUAAAUAUUUCUUAUGUCUCCUCUAUUAAGAAUAUUUAAAAUCAUAUUUAAAUAUGAAUCUAUUCAUGCUAACAUUAUUUUUCAAAACAUACAUGGAAAUUUAGCCCAGAUUGUCUACAUAUAAGGUUUUUAUUUGAAUUGUAAAAUAUUUAAAAGUAUGAAUAAAAUAUAUUUAUAGGUAUUUAUCAGAGAUGAUUAUUUUGUGCUACAUACAGGUUGGCUAAUGAGCUCUAGUGUUAAACUACCUGAUUAAUUUCUUAUAAAGCAGCAUAACCUUGGCUUGAUUAAGGAAUUCUACUUUCAAAAAUUAAUCUGAUAAUAGUAACAAGGUAUAUUAUACUUUCAUUACAAUCAAAUUAUAGAAAUUACUUGUGUAAAAGGGCUUCAAGAAUAUAUCCAAUUUUUUAAUAUUUUAAUAUAUCUCCUAUCUGAUAACUUAAUUCUUCUAAAUUACCACUUGCCAUUAAGCUAUUUCAUAAUAAAUUCUGUACAGUUCCCCCCAAAAAAAGAGAUUUAUUUAUGAAAUAUUUAAAGUUUCUAAUGUGGUAUUUUAAAUAAAGUACCAUAAAUGUAAUAAGUAAAUAUUUAUUUAGGAAUACUGUGAACACUGAAGUAAUUAUUCCUGUGUCAGUCUAUGAAAUCCCUGUUUUGAAAUAAGUAAACAGCCUAAAAUGUGUUGAAAUUAUUUUAUAAAUCCAUGACUUAAAGCAGGAUACAUACAUAGUAUAACACACCUCACAGUGUUAAGAUUUAUAUUGUGAAAUGAGAUGCCCUACCUUCAAUUGUUCAUCAGUCAGUAAAACAAAUUCUGAUGUACAUUCAGGACAAAUGAUUAGCCCUAAAUGAAACUGUAAUAAUUUCAGUGGAAACUCAAUCUGUUUUUACCUUUAAACAGUGAAUUUUACAUGAAUGAAUGGGUUCUUCACUUUUUUCUUAGUAUGAGAAAAUUAUACAGUGCUUAAUUUUUAGAGAUUCUUUCCAUAUGAUACUAAAAAAUGUUUUGUUCAGCCUAACAUACUGAGUUUUUUUUAACUUUCUAAAGUAUUGAAUUUCCAUCGUGCAUUCAUCCAAAAUUAAGGCAGACUGUAUGGAUUCUUCCAGUGGCCAGAUGAGCUACAUUAAAUCACAAAAGCAGAUGCUUUUGUAUGAUCUCCAAAUUGCCAACUUUAAGGAAAUAUUCUCUUGAAAUUGUCUUUAAAGAUCUCUUGCAGCUUUGCAGAUAUCCAGACUGAGCUGGAACUGGAAUUUGUCUUCUAUUGACUCUACUUCUUUAAAAGCUGCUGCCCAUUACAUUCCUCAGCUGUCCUUGCAGUUUAGGUGUACAUGUGACUGAGUGUUGGCCAGUGAGAUGAAGUCUCCUCAAAGGAAGGCAGCAUGUGUCCUUUUUCAUCCCUUCAUCUUGCUGCUGGGAUUGUGGAUAUAACAGGAGCCCUGGCAGCUGUCUCCAGAGGAUCAAGGCCACACCCGAAGAGGAAGGCAGAUUAGAGACCAGAAAGACCUUGACUACUUCCCUACUUGCACUACAUUUUCCUAUGUUUAAGCCAUUGUAAAUCUGGGUUUGUUACAUGAAGUGAAAAUUAAUCCUUUCUGCCCUUCAGUUCUUUAUCCUGAUACCAUUUAACACUGUCUGAAUUAACUAGACUGCAAUAAUUCUUUCUUUUGAAAGCUGUUAAAGGAUAAUGUGCAAUUCACAUUAAAAUUGAUUUUCCAUUGUCAAUUAGUUAUACUCAUUUUCCUGCCUUGAUCUUUCACUAGAUAUUUUGUAUCUGCUUGGAAUAUAUUAUCUGCUUUUUAACUGUGUAAUUGGUAAUUACUAAAACUCUGUAAUCUCCAAAAUAUUGCUAUCAAAUUACACACCAUGUUUUCUGUCAUUCUCAUAGAUCUGCCUUAUAAACAUUUAAAUAAAAAGUACUAUUUAAUGCUUUAA
This is a messenger RNA of Pongo pygmaeus (Bornean orangutan), 6923 nucleotides long. RefSeq names its product STEAP2 metalloreductase (gene STEAP2). Gene Ontology annotation, cellular component: endosome; plasma membrane. Gene Ontology annotation, molecular function: cupric reductase (NADH) activity; ferric-chelate reductase (NADPH) activity. Gene Ontology annotation, biological process: copper ion import. The transcript has 6 exons. The record is from RefSeq and is a predicted model, not a curated record. Lineage: Eukaryota; Metazoa; Chordata; Mammalia; Primates; Hominidae. Bases 452 to 1924 code for a protein of 490 amino acids.